Messenger RNA from Linum tenue, 1672 nucleotides. The record is from the annotation of a GenBank genome assembly. Lineage: Eukaryota; Viridiplantae; Streptophyta; Magnoliopsida; Malpighiales; Linaceae.
GGAAGGGGGGACUUGAGUAGCAAGAGAGCCACGAAAUUUCAAUAUGGGAAGAAAAGGGUAGAUAGGGAUACGUGUUUGAGUAAGAGAUUCAAAGCUCAAUAUCCCUCAUAUGCCUCAUCCAAACACCUCAAAAAAAUGAGGUCCAUUGAAGUUAUCUCAUCCAUUUGGGUUCUCUCAUUUCAUUUCUGCCUCUAACUAGUCUAAAUUCUAUGUUGUUUUUACAAGUCAAUCAAUACUACCGGCCACCACCUUCCAAAAUUUUGUAUGGACCCGUCUCUCCCUCACAGUUGUAUCCAUAUCCAGUUCCAGUUUGGUCCCAUUCUGCCCCUUUUGGUCUCGUUCUCUUCCUUUUGGAUUCCUCCAUUUAGAAAAAAACAUUCAGCAUCCUCUUGUUCAUUCUUCUUCUCCAUUAACACAAAUUGUAGAACGAGCGCUGGCUGCAUAAUCUUAGGAGGAGAAGAGUUGCAGGUAGGCUGUUGGGCUGGGCACUCCACUUCACUUGUCUGGGCCGAGCGACAUAAGCAAUCAAAUUGAGAAAUUCAAACAAUGCCUGGAAAUUUCGGGAUGUUAUGUUGCUGCAAAGGAAACGUCACGAAGGAAGAAAUGGCCGACGAUUCAUACCAGGCAGCCAUUGAUGGUUUGACCACUCUUCUCAGUGAGAAAGCUGGCCUCGGGAGCGUCGCCGCCGCAAAAAUCAAGCAGUUAACGGCUGAGCUGGAGGCCGCCAGCUCCACCGGUUUCGACCCCGUCGAGAGGCUCAAAACUGGGUUCCAAACCUUCAAGACUGAGAAAUAUGAGAAGAACCCUGAUCUUUUUGAGUCACUAAAGAAAGGACAAUGGCCGAAGUUUAUGGUAUUCGCGUGCUCAGAUUCGAGGGUGUGUCCAUCGCAAAUCCUGGAUUUCCAACCAGGGGAAGCUUUCAUGGUUCGCAACAUUGCCAAUAUGGUCCCGCCAUAUGACCUGACCAAGUACUCUGGCGUAGGGGCGGCCAUUGAAUAUGCGGUGCUGCAUUUGAAGGUGGAGAAUAUUGUAGUCAUUGGACACAGCCGCUGUGGAGGGAUCAAGGGGCUUAUGAGUCUCCCUGAUGACGGCUCCACUUCAAGGCAAGUCUGUUUUAAUAAUAAAUACUGCAGUGACUUCAUUGAGCAAUGGGUAAAAAUCUGUUCCAACGCGAGGUCUAAGGUGAAAACGGACUGCAGCGACAUGAGUUUCGAUGAGCAGUGCUUCCACUGUGAGAAGGCAAGUUACAAAUUACACGAGGCUGUGAAUAUAUCACUUGGAAACUUACUGACAUAUCCUUUCGUCAGAGAGGCCGUGGUCAAGAAAACUCUGGCGCUCAAAGGUGGACACUACGAUUUCGUCGAUGGAUGUUUCACGCUAUGGGACCUUGACUUCAAAAUCUCCCCUACCAUCUCUGUCUGAAGCCCCUUCCAUUUCCUGCAAAAACUUGGUUGUUGUUCCCUUACAUUCCAGUAAUGUUUAGUUGUAAAUGUGCUGAAGAAUAACCUCAGGACAAUGUCAAGGUCCAAACUUCCAAACAGUGACUGCAUGCCUUGCUUUGCUCUGUGUUUCUGCUGAAGAAUAAGUGAGUUUUCUUUUUUGGUUCCAUACAUAUCUUUAAUCUAAGCUUUCAAUCAGUGACUGCACUGCAUGCUUUGCUCAUUCUGUCCAU